This is a messenger RNA of Colletotrichum phormii, 555 nucleotides long. RefSeq lists its product as uncharacterized. Bases 99 to 518 code for a protein of 139 amino acids. The transcript has a single exon. The record is from RefSeq and is a predicted model, not a curated record. NCBI's taxonomy places the organism in Eukaryota, Fungi, Ascomycota, Sordariomycetes, Glomerellales, Glomerellaceae.
AAAAUAAAAUAAAAGCAAUAAAAAUAAAAGCUUGUGUAACUUUGACCCUUUUCUCGCUGGUGCCACAAUACCCAAAAAUAAGAAGGACGAGGGAAGCGAUGAAUGGGAUUACUUCGUCCCAUCAAUCGGGAAACAAACCAACCUGUUUCGCAGACACGCCCCCUUGUGCUUGGUCUUUUGUGUUUGUGUGGUUGUUAGUAUAUGGAUGUGUGUGUGUGUGUGUGUGUGUGUGUUUGUGUGUGUGUUUGUGUGUGUGUGUGUGUGUGUGUCUAGAGAGUGUGUCCCGCCUCAAACUUGACGUUUUCCCUUCUCCAACAGGACCCUCGAAAAAAGGAUCCAACUCGUGGGGGGUGUGUGUGUAUGCGUACCGACUGGAAGAAGAAUUAGUAACAGUAAAUCAAUUAAACGAGGGAUCAGAGCGGCGCGAAAACCGGGAUUCUAAACGUUUUUGCUUACUGAUAUUCCGCGUUUGGUUAUCAAUCAUCAAAUGGGCUUACCUUACUUCGCCCAUGAUAUGAUCUACGGAAAGGAAUCGCGAAAAAAAAAAAAAAAAGG